AUGUCUCUCUUGCGAUCUAUACGUGCGAUUCGUGGGACGCAGAGCCGUUCGUCUCGGCUUGGUAGCCGCUUUUUGUCCACACGGCCUGUUGCGAUGCAUACUCGUGCAUGGGUUUGGCCGACCGUAGCUCUUGGACUGGGCGUGGCUGCGUGGAUGACGACCUCGCCCUUGGUCUUGGAGGCGCCGAUGGACCGCAUGGUCACCGAGACCAAGUCGUCUUUGCCUAUGCACGCGUAUCUCCAAGCGGAUGAGACAAGCAUCAAUACGCAUGGCAAGCCAUUGCGCCUGGUAGGUAUGGGCGUGCGUACUGUGACGUUCUUGAACAUGUACGUCUACGUCGCCGGGCUAUAUGUUGAAGAAGAUGCACUCCCAGCUGCGCAGGCGCAGUGUAAAAUGGGCGAGGUACCGCUGGAGGAGCAGGUUCGUUCAUGGCUUGAGUCAGGUGUGACUUGUGCCAUUCGCGUGGUGCCAGUCCGUGCCACGGAUUUGAAUCAUUUGCGAGAUGGCUUUGUGCGCACGAUCAAUACGCGUGCCAAGGAUGCACGUACGCCCGAAAACGUGUACCAAAUGACCGACGAGGCGGAAGAGAUGCUCGCACACAACCUGCGCGACUUUAAAGGGCUGUUCCCACGCUCCAAGAUCUCGCGCGGCCAGACUCUCGACUUGAUUGUCCAGCGUGAUGCGUCGUCUAUGUACAUGCUCUCGUUGCAGAUCAACGGCAAGGAAGUGGGCACGGUGAAGAGUGGGCCGACAGCUCGCCAAGGCCUGCCGACCUUUACGCUGCCAUCUGCGCUGCUUCUCGCGUACUUUGGCGAACGCCCUGAUAUUAGCGCCGUCUUCCGUGCGUCGGUGCAGGCGCAUCUGCAAGCCACAUUGCCAUAG
Molecule: messenger RNA, 882 nt
Organism: Malassezia pachydermatis
Lineage: Eukaryota; Fungi; Basidiomycota; Malasseziomycetes; Malasseziales; Malasseziaceae
Product: chalcone-flavanone isomerase
Exons: 1
Coding region: 1-882 (293 amino acids)
Molecular function (GO): intramolecular lyase activity
Source: RefSeq, a predicted model, not a curated record